AUGGCGGACCGGUAUUAUGAUGAUGGCAGAGCCAACGAGGCAUUGGACCCGGAGCUGUUAUACACAAAGGAGUUUUGCAUCGGUGGAGGCAGUUUCGGCAAGGUCUUUAAAGGUGUAGAGAAGAGGACAGGACAAGCUGUUGCGAUCAAGGUCAUCGACAUCGAGAGCGCAGAAGACGAGGUGGAGGACAUAAUUCAAGAGAUUGCGAUUCUUUCGGAGCUCCAGUCGCCAUACGUCACGAAAUACUAUGGCUCAUAUGCAAAAGGCGCCGAGCUCUGGAUCGUCAUGGAAUUCUGCUCGGGCGGAAGCUGCGCCGACCUGAUGAAGCCGGGCCAUAUCGGAGAGGACUACAUCGCCAUUAUUGUGCGCGAGCUGCUGCUCGGCUUGGAUUACCUCCAUGCUGAUAAAAAGCUGCACCGUGAUGUCAAAGCUGCAAACGUGCUGCUUGGCUCUAAUGGGCAGGUCAAGCUCGCCGAUUUUGGUGUCUCGGGCCAGCUGUCUGCCACAAUGACCAAAAAGAACACGUUCGUAGGCACGCCGUUCUGGAUGGCGCCCGAGGUCAUUAAACAGUCCGGAUACGACCACAAGGCAGACAUCUGGUCCUUGGGAAUAACGGCACUCGAAUUGGCAAAUGGAGAGCCGCCAUAUGCCGAUAUCCACCCGAUGAAGGUCCUCUUCUUGAUCCCAAAGAACCCGCCUCCAAGACUUGAGGGCAAUUUCACCAAAGCUUUCAAGGACUUCAUAGAACUGUGCCUACAGCGAGAUCCAAAGGAUCGACCAGUAGCCAGAGAACUAUUAAAACACCCUUUCAUUCGGAAGGCGAAGAAGACGACAUAUCUCACAGAACUCAUUGAGAGACACAGCAGAUGGCGCGCGACGCACAAAUCUGAAGAUGACGACCCGUACGAUGAGAAUCAGGAGCCUGUUCAGCGAGAGCAGGUCAACGAAGACAUGUGGGAUUUUGGAACCGUGCGGCUCGUCGGCGACCGCGGAGGGAUCGUGACCAGGCCAAGUCUCAAUGAUAUGAAUGACUCUGCGAGGAAUGCCCGGGCAUCUCGGCCACUUGAUGCGAACCAUGGCGAAAGCCCUCGGGCGACGUCGCCGUCCAAGGUCUCAGCGCAUGACUUUGCCUCGGCCUCGGGCAGCACCCUGAAGGCAAAUGGCGGCAACUCGAGACAAGGAUCACCACAACGGAAACCGGUCUCCGCACUGCCACCGCCCUCGCCAACCAAAGUACCGCUUCCUGCUUCGCCGAGAAAGCUGCCGCCACAGCCGCUUGAUGGAGAGACACCACGACCACCCAGACAUGCCGCACCAGUGGCGACCAUGACAUCUGUGGACUACGACCAAGCAUUACAGCACCAACUCCAAGAAGACAUGGCGCAGUUGAAUAUGCAGUCACCUCACAUUCAGCCACUCUUUGCGCAGGCACCUCCUCGGGCGAUACAGCCGCAUAUCCUGUCAGCCAAGAACUCCCAGACGCAUCUUCAACCGCAGCAACCGCAGCAAAGGUCGCCAUCGAAACCCAGCUCAUUCAUCAUUCCCGAGAUACCACCGUUCCGUGGUGCUAGCGGCACCCAUCAACCUGUCCAGAAUAUCACGCCACAGAGCUCACCUCAACGAUCUGCACAGGCAUUUGCCUCGAAAGCAGCCGCCCAGCCGAAGCAGCUACCGCCACCACCCGAGUCCUUCCCAUCGCCGUCACCAGCGAACGCUAACGGCGAGCUGGACGCGCUGAACGACGUCAUCUUCCCGGCGCUCGAGGAGGCCCUGAAACGGCGGCAAGUACGGCUGCAGCAGAUCUACCGCAACGAGAAGAUCACGCCUCAGCGGCAGCGCGCCGAGGCGGCCCACGACAAGAUCCGCAAGCACGUGUACAAGCUGGCCAACGUGUGCAAGGAGAUUGACCGGCUCGACAAGAGCGAGCCGGUGGGCAUGGGCAAGGACGUCGGCACGUUCCUCGAGGGUCUGCUCGAGGAGAUUCUUGUCCGCGUGGAGCCGCUGGAUGAGGAGGAGAUGGUAUAG
Microdochium trichocladiopsis is the source of this 2025-nucleotide messenger RNA. RefSeq names its product kinase-like domain-containing protein. The transcript is spliced from 3 exons. Gene Ontology annotation, molecular function: ATP binding; protein kinase activity. Lineage: Eukaryota; Fungi; Ascomycota; Sordariomycetes; Xylariales; Microdochiaceae. The record is from RefSeq and is a predicted model, not a curated record. Gene Ontology annotation, biological process: protein phosphorylation. Bases 1 to 2025 code for a protein of 674 amino acids.